AUGGCAGACACUGCCUCAAUACCCUUCGGACGUGCUUGGUGGAAGGAAGCUAUCGUCUACCAAAUCUAUCCUGCUUCAUUCGUUGACUCGAAUGGGGACGGAAUUGGCGAUUUGAAUGGUAUCGCCUCGAAACUUGAUUACCUCAAGGACCUGGGCGUCGAUGUCCUAUGGCUAUCCCCGAUUUACAAGUCUCCAUUGGCAGAUAUGGGCUACGAUAUCUCUGACUAUCGGGACAUCGAUCCGAGGUAUGGAACCUUGGAGGACUGGGACAACCUCCUGAAAGGUGUACACGAGCGAGGGAUGAAACUGAUAAUGGAUCUCGUUGUCAAUCACUCCUCAGACCAGCAUGAUUGGUUUCAAGAAUCCCGCUCGAGCAAGGCAAACCCAAAACGAAACUGGUACAUUUGGAGGCCUCCGAAGUACGAUUCGGAGGGUAACCGACAUCCUCCUAACAACUGGAAAGCUGUUUUUCAAGGUUCAGUCUGGGAGUUCGAUGAAGCGACCCAAGAGUAUUAUCUUCACCUGUACCUUCCCCAACAACCUGACCUGAAUUGGAAUAACCCUGAGCUUCGAGACGCAGUAUGGGACAUGAUGAAGUUCUGGCUUGAUCGAGGGUGUGAUGGCUUCAGGAUGGAUGUAAUCAAUCUCAUUUCGAAGGCUGAAGGUCUACCAGACGCCCCCAUCAUUGCACCAGGAGAACCUUAUCAACCCGCUGGUGCCUUGUUCGCAAACGGACCUCAUGUGCACAAGUACAUCCAGGAAAUGAACGCGAAAGUCCUGUCGAAAUACGAUAUUAUGACCGUCGGAGAGACACCCUUCACGCAUGAUCCCUCAUUGUUGGCACCAUACGUCCUCCCACGUAACAAAGAGCUCGAUAUGGUCUUCCACUUUGAGAUCAUCAGGGUCGAUACGCCACGCAUUGGCAACGACCACAUUCAACUCGCCUUUAAGCCGUGGAAGCUCACCGAGUUCAAGGAAAUCAUCACCCGUUGGCAACAGUACAAACGCGAUGAGGGAUUUUGGAAUGCGACAUACCUGGAGAACCAUGAUCAUGCUCGAUCCGUGUCAAGGUUUGGCAAUGACAGCGACCAAUGGAGGAUGCUCUCCGCAAAACUGUUGGCGAUGUUGCAAGUGAUGCAAAGUGGUACACAGUACGUGUAUCAAGGCCAGGAACUUGGACUCAAAAAUUUCCCUCGCUCCUGGGGCCUCGAAGAAUACAAGGACGUGGCGACACAAAAUUAUUGGAACAAAAUUCUGAAGCAAAGAAAGGCCGGAUCUGACAAGGAGGUUGAUAUGGAAGAUAUUUUGGACGAUUUUGCGAAGAAAGCUCGAGAUCACGCUCGUGUGCCUAUGCAGUGGGAUUCAUCGCCGAAUGCCGGUUUUACGGCUGGAACUCCUUGGAUGCGGGUUAACGAGGACUACCGGACCUGGAAUGCCGAGAAUCAGAUCGGCGACGGCGCUAGUAUUUUGGAGUUCUGGAAGCGCCUGCUGAAAUUAAGGAAGUCUAACCUUACGCUGAUCUAUGGAACUUUCGAAGACGUUUCUGAAGGCUCCGAGAAGGUUUUUGGAUAUAUUCGCCGUCUUAGAGAUUCUUGGUACUUUAUCGCCCUCAACUUCUCAGAAGAAGAGAUUACCUUCGUCCCGCGAGGCGAACAGACUCGCGCCUGGGAUUCCCUCAACUAUGUCGUUGGGAACUACGAGGAUUUCCCCUCUGUGGAUGUCAAUAGUGGGGCAGUACGACUCAGAGGUUGGGAAGCGAUAUGUUUUGGAGCGUAA
Molecule: messenger RNA, 1776 nt
Organism: Coprinopsis cinerea okayama7#130
Lineage: Eukaryota; Fungi; Basidiomycota; Agaricomycetes; Agaricales; Psathyrellaceae
Product: alpha amylase
Exons: 12
Coding region: 1-1776 (591 amino acids)
Biological process (GO): oligosaccharide catabolic process
Molecular function (GO): alpha-amylase activity
Source: RefSeq, a predicted model, not a curated record